Molecule: messenger RNA, 3274 nt
Organism: Durotheca rogersii
Lineage: Eukaryota; Fungi; Ascomycota; Sordariomycetes; Xylariales; Xylariaceae
Exons: 2
Coding region: 195-3182 (995 amino acids)
Source: RefSeq, a predicted model, not a curated record
CGACUGGCCGUGCAGCGCGACGGAGCCGCCAAUUUCUUAGCAGCAACUCGCAUCACCGUCCAUGCCAGCGCGCCCCAGUGCACGACGAGGCCAAAUCAAGACGCAAUUCGGGCGAGAAGGGGGAGAAUUAAAAAGGGCUCCCAGUGCAGCACCCCCCGGUACUACAAACCCAGAAAAAAAAAGAGACGAGUAAAAUGGCCUCGCCGGCCAUAGCACUCCCCAACGGCCACGGCCUCCCUCCAGUCGUGCAGCUGGCCGCCAACACGAAUCCGAAUGCUGCCAUCUCCAGUCCCGACGCCGACGUCAAUACCGCGCAAUCUAUCACCUCCUCCACCAAGCGCAAACGCGAAUCCUCCGACGCAGCCGACAAGCAGCCAAAUGGCCUCAAUCCCCAUCGCACGGCCACCCCGGCCGCCCCUGCCGACCCUGCCUCCGUCGACGCGAUCAAGGUCGAUCAGCCGACGAUACGCAACUACUACGACGUCCUCCAGAGGUACGAUCCGACGCCUUCCGUCCUCAAACGUCCUCUUCCCAGCCCAGACGACUCCGCGGACGAGCCUCACGCGAAGCGUAAGCGGCCGGAUGACAUGCCGCCGCAGCCUUCUAUCUCCGAAAAGGUCGCGAAGGAGCAAUAUGCCGACUUAGAUAGUAUUAUUGUGGACAUAAAAUCGUCCAUCGACGACCAGCUGGCGCGACUGAGGAAUAUGGAGUCCGCACGGGAUAUCGAGGCCAACGACAUGGCCAUCGCCAGGCUUAUCGACUUCAAGCGGCAAGCCUAUGGGCUCUUUAAGAGAGAGAUAACCUAUCCCAAUCGCGUCAACGUCCCCGGCGUUCUCCAGACGCUGGAUUCGACCAGCGACCUCCUCUCCAACGCAAGCGGGAACAUGGUCUUGUCCGUAACCGGCGAGGCUAUGAGGGGCAGGCAGUUGUAUACCAGUCUCCAGCAGCCCGUCCCCAACCCCGAUGGCAGCGGAGCCACUAUCCGUCCGCUCCGGGAGAAUGGGCUGCCGGACGGGAUCAAGACGGCCAAGGCCAUACCGUUUUCCUUCCCGGCCGCCAUCGAUAAGGACAAGAAGUCUAAGACGCUGGGCGAGCUCUUCCCGCCCCCGCGCAACCUGCCCUCCCUCCAGCCUCCCAAGGCGCCCAAGAGCACCACCAAGGGCGUUCAGGUCGGAUGGCACCACCCCGAAUUGACAGAAAAGUCCAAGUACCGAGCCGGCUCCUACUUCAGCCAAACCAUCUCCGCCGGACGCUGGCUCGACUACAGCAACGCGGCGCCCCCGUCGCAGAUCAUGACGAAGCAGCGUGAGCGAGCCCUCAGCCUCGCCGGGAACAAGCCCUCGUCAUCCGACCUAGAGAUGUCCGAGAUGGAAUCUCUCUUCCGAGGAGCAUUCUCUAGCUUUGCGCCCUCCAAGGACGACUCGGCGGCUAUGAUCUCGUCGGGUCUCAUCAGCCACACCAUGUGGUGGCAGAGGGUGGGAAAGCGCAACUUUGAUCGCUUGGUCGAGAACGAAACACCGGAAGACGCCCCCCCCGAGGAAGCAACCAAGGAGAGCGCCGCCGUCGUCGAGGAAGUAGACGAAGAUCUGAUCAGAGAAGCUCUCGAAGACUGGGACGACAGCAUUGUCGACCCUAGUCUCGAACAAGCCUGCUGUCCAAAGAAGUCCGACGAAGAGAAAGACGUCGACGACAUACUCCAGGACGUGUCUGACAUGAUCCAGACGCUGAUCUCCUACCAGAAGAAUCGCAACCUUACUCUGCCGUCCCCGUCCAGUCAGAGUCGAUACGCAGCGGACCCGGCUCAUAGCGACAUGCUUACCAACGGUUCGCCAGUGCAGCCGGGCGAGGAGGAGAUGGCUACCUACCAGGCCCUCAAAGCCCAGCUGGUUGUGGUGAUUCAGAUGUUGCCGCCCUACGCAGUCGCGCGCCUCAACUCGGACAAGCUCGACGAGCUCAACAUAUCGACAAAGAUCGAGGUUCGGACCGAUGAGUACCAAGGCCUCAUGGAGGAGGACGAGGCGGCCGCUCGUGCCCGGGCCGCGACAGCCACUCCGGUUGCUGCACGGCCGGCUUCACAUCGAGCCUCGAGCUCGUCGAAUGCUAUACAGUAUACCCCUCAGCCUUACCAUCCGAAUCGCGCCCCGAUGCCGACCCCGCAACCGUACUUCGCCGCGCAGACGCCGAUACGACCGCCGCAACAGGCUAUACAGCGCGCGCCGCAAACGAUGCCGCCUAACUACACCCAACGACCCCCGUCGAACGCGGCCUAUCGGCCUACUCCUAACCACUAUCCUAAUGCGGGCUACCAGCAGCAGUUUCCGAAGCACCAGCAGUACGCACAGCCCGGUCCCUACGGGGGAACGCCGACGCAGCCACGUCCGCCAGCCUAUCAGCCGAUGCCAGGUUACCCUAACAUGGGAAACGCGACCCCCCAGCCUCGUUUCCCUGCAUACGCGCAGAACGCGCAGUCGCCGGUUUAUCACCAUCAGCCCUACCAACCGCCACAUCAGCAACCGCCGCAGCACAACACCCCGGCUCAUCCGCCUUACCCCCAGUACACCAAUGGUGUCGGGCCGCAGAGGACGGCAUCCCCGCACAUACCCCACCAGACACCCCAGCAUCAGCCUCUCACCCAUCUGGGGUAUAAUCCGGCUACGCCCCCGAGGCAAACGUCCUAUGGCAGCCAGCCGAAUAUGGGAAACGACCCGUCACGGCGCUACUACCCCCCCGCCGGGUCGCCUGGGAUGCCGAACAACCAAUUAAUGCCUCACAGUCAGCCGGUCCAGAACCAGCCGCCUCCGGGAACCUCGUCGUUCCAGACUUCUCUCAACCCUCAUCAAGUCCAGCAAGCAAUGGAUCAGGCCAAGGCGCGCUUCGAUGCGACAAAAAGCGCACAGAGGACAAAUGAAGGUAUGAGAAAUUCGAUGGCUGCGCAAGGGCAGGGGCAAGUCGGCGCCCCGGUAGGUCUCGGUGGCAUCGGUCUGGGGGGGGAUCCGUCGAGGCUGGCAGCCACCCGGGGGAGCAUCCCGGCCUAUCCGGCAGCCAGCCAGGGUCCCAACCCCCAGAUGAACUCGCCUAGGGUAACAAGCGCGCCCCCCAUAGCCAACGGGGUCCCGACGAUAGCGCCCACGCCGCCGCCAGCAACGAACGGUGUUCCGCCAGGACCCGCCAGAGAAGUUUAGUAUUCUUUCGCGCACCGAGACGGCCGUCCCAUCGUCCCCGGGCCACACAUGUAUAUCACAAUAGAAAUACCUACGCCGCUACUACGCGAUAG